GAGCAAAGGCACGCACAUACCUCGGCGUACUCGGCGUGGACCGUGGUGUCGCCGCCCGCUCUGCCCCGCCACCGCCUCCGCCUCCCCAGUACUACCUCGUAGCCGUAGGCCCGCAGCCGGCCACGGCGAAGCUUCCUGAAGCCCCAGCCCAAGGGUUUCCCGCGCCUCCCUUAGCCGGUUCCCAUGGCGCCUCCCCUCCCCCUCCUACUCCGCAUCCUUCUCCUCCUUGUCGCGGUCGCCGCGCCCGCUUGGGCAGCGGCGCGGCGGGAGGCGUUCCGUCGGGACCCCGGGCACGCUCAGUGGCACCACGGCGCCUUCCACGACGUGGAGGAUAGCGUGCGCGCCGACGUUCGCCGCAUGCUACACACCCGCGCAGAGGUUCCAUUUCAAGUGCCUCUCGAGGUUAAUGUUGUUCUGAUUGGUUUCAACGGUGAUGGAGGGUAUAGAUACCCCUUGGAUGGGCACAAGCUUGAACAAUUCCUAAAGAUGAGUUUUCCGCUCCACAGGCCCUCUUGUCUCGAGACAGGGGAGCCAAUUGAUAUUGAGCAUCAUAUCAUGUAUAACGUGAUCGCUGCUGGACAACCAGAGCUGAUUUCGCUUGAGAAGUCACUGAAGGACGCUAUGGUUUCUGCAGGAACUGCAAGGGAGAGUGAAUAUGGUAGGGAAUUUCCUCUCUUUGAGGUAGAAGCAACUGUAGUAGAGCCUAUAUUCGAGAGGCUAUACUCAUUUAUUUUUGAUGUGGAGCCUGCUCAUUCUGCAACCGAGAUGGAUAGACCUGUACCUGUUGCGAUAUUUGUUGUUAAUUUUGAUAAGGUUAGGAUGGAUCCUCGGAACAAAGAAGUUGAUCUUGAUAGUUUAAAGUAUGGUAAAAUUGGUGGACUGACAGAACAAGAGUUAAAAAAACAAGAAGCAGAAUACAUCUACCGGUACCGGUACAAUGGAGGUGGAGCAACUCAAGUUUGGCUGAGUUCUGGAAGAUUUGUUGUAAUAGAUCUGUCAGCAGGCCCUUGUACAUACGGGAAAAUAGAAACCGAAGAAGGCAGUGUUAGUUAUAGGUCAUUGCCUCGGCUAUUAAAUAUAAUCUUCCCAAGAGGACUUGCUGCUCCAAGUGCUAGUUCAACACAAGAUAUUUUUAUGGGUCACCUUGGAAGUUUAAUUUCAACUACCAUAGAGCAUGUGAUAGCUCCUGAUGUCAGGUUUGAAACUGUUGACAUGACAUUGAGGUUGCUUGUACCCAUCAUUGUGCUACAGAACCACAAUAGGUACAACAUUCUGCAAGCCGGUCACAACAACAGUAUAGAUGUUCAAGCUAUUGAAAGAGAGGUUAAAAAGAUGGUCCAUACUGGACAGGAGGUUAUAGUGAUUUCUGGUUCGCAUGCACUGCAUGAGCAUGAAAAGUUAGCUGUCGCAGUUUCCAAAGCAAGGCGUAGUCACUCUAUUCAUGAAACAAAGACUGAUGGUCGAUUUCAUGUUCGUACCAAACCAUACUUGGAUGGAGCAAUACUCAAAGAGGAAAUGGAGCGUUCUGCUGAUGUUUUGUCAGCUGGUUUAUUGCAAGUUGCGGAUCCUUCCCUCUCGAGUAGAUUCUUCCUGAAGCAGCACUGGAUGGAUGAACAAGAUAAUUCACAAGAUUCUAUCAAGCACAGGCCUAUAUGGGAAUCUUACAUGCCCAGGAAUAAGAAAGAAAAACGAGGAGCUGGGAAAAGGAAACAUGGCAGUCUGUACAGAACUUAUGGAACCAGAGUAAUUCCAGUCUUUGUAUUAUCAUUGGCUGAUGUUGAUGCUGAGCUUAUGAUGGAAGAGGAAAGUCUUGUUUGGACGAGUAAAGAUGUUGUAACUGUACUCGAGCAUAACAAUAAAAUGAUUCCUCUAAGCUAUGUGUCAGAAACAACUAGGCAGUUUGCUUAUCCAUCUCUAGCACAGCGCCACAUUUUGGCUGGUUUGGCUUCUGCAGUUGGAGGCCUGAGUGCACCAUACGAACGGGCAUCACGUAUUCAUGAAAGACCAAUUGUGAACUGGCUAUGGUCCGCAGGAUGUCAUCCUUUUGGACCAUUCUCAAACUCCUCUCAGAUCAGUCAAAUCCUUCAGGACGUUGCACUGAGAACUACGAUUUAUGCUCGGGUUGAUGCAGCUCUUCGCAAAAUAAGGGGCACAUCAGAGGCCGUUCAAUCUUUUGCGUCAGCUCAUCUGAAGACGCCAUUAGGAGAACCUGUUAAAGGUAAUAAAAAUAAGUCCAGCACUGAGUUAUGGGUAGAGAAAUUCUACAAGAAGGUAACCACGAUGCCAGAGCCUUUCCCCCACGAUCUUGUUGAACGGUUAGAAGAGUACCUGGAUAGGCUUGAAGGACAACUUGUGGAUUUAUCUUCCUUGCUAUAUGACCAUCGUCUAGUUGAUGCUUCUCAAAACAGUUCUGACAUCCUGCAGAGCACUAUGUUUACAGAACAGUAUGUAGAACGUGUUCUUUCUGCGGAAAGGGACAAGAUGAAGUGCUGCACCAUAGAAUAUAGUCACCCAAAACAGUCAUCCCAGACUUUUGUCUAUGGUGGGAUCCUCCUGGCUGGAUUUCUGGUGUACUCCCUGGUCAUUUUCUUCUCUUCACCAGUUCGUUAACUCAGCAUAUUACUAGAUGAGAGCAGUUGCGGCUUAUCUUUAUGGUGACAAGAUGGUAAGCUUGUGACGUCUGCGUGAAGCCAUGAGCUAACAUUUUGUUGUAUUAGUUAGGGUCUGUCUCUUCAAAAGAAAGAUGUCAUUACGGGCUAUCUUGAAUUGUGGCACAGUUUUGUCUGUGUUAAUUUUUUUUAGUACAUAUGCUGUAGGCAUCUGCAUCCACAUAGCAUAUUUAACCCUUUUGUUCAUGGCAAGUAGGCGACAUCAUCGUUUUCACCCUUUUGCAACUUAUUACUACAGAGGAUAUACAGAGAAACCAAACACACGUGAUUUAACAAUAAAAUCGCCUUCAUCAUGUUGCAAGUUAA
Molecule: messenger RNA, 2975 nt
Organism: Brachypodium distachyon (stiff brome)
Lineage: Eukaryota; Viridiplantae; Streptophyta; Magnoliopsida; Poales; Poaceae
Exons: 16
Coding region: 184-2610 (808 amino acids)
Source: RefSeq, a predicted model, not a curated record